This is a messenger RNA of Xenopus tropicalis (tropical clawed frog), 1263 nucleotides long. Its product is annotated as CD5 antigen-like. NCBI's taxonomy places the organism in Eukaryota, Metazoa, Chordata, Amphibia, Anura, Pipidae. The transcript is spliced from 6 exons. The coding region runs from base 310 to 1161 and encodes 283 amino acids. The record is from RefSeq and is a predicted model, not a curated record. Gene Ontology annotation, cellular component: extracellular region; membrane.
AGCAUAUCACAAGUCUGCAAACCUCUGUACUUACUUUGCUUGAUUCAAGGAUUUUAUUUAUCAUUAUUUAUUUUAUUUAUCAUUAUGAUUUGCUUUUCUUUCGCUAGGACUGAAAGUGUUAUAGUGAUACAUUUUACUAGUCAGUUUCUUUGCAAUUUCCUGGCACUUGACCAAUAUAAAUCCCAGUGCCGGUGCCAGUAGUAUUUAGCGCUACUUGUGUCUUCUCAUGACUUUAGCACUAAAUCUGCUGACAGUGAUUCACAUCAGAACCCUAUAAAGGAUGCAGUCAUUCAAAUCAACAGUUUCAACAUGUUAAUCUCUUAUUUCCCAAAUAUGAGAAGUAUUAACUGUAUCAUUCUUGGAUCUCUUUUUGGACUUGUGAUUUCAGAUUCACUAAACAUUAGGCUGGUGGAUGGAAACAGCAGUUGCAAAGGAAGGCUGGAAGUGAACCACAAUGGAACAUGGGGGACUGUGUGCAAUGACCAGUGGGAUAAAAAAGAUGCCAAGGUGGUGUGUAAACAGCUUCAAUGUGGACCCCCCAAAUUCUCCUAUGAAUGUCAGCCUUUUGGAGAAGGUUCCGGGCCGAUCUGGUUAGAUGAGGUGCAUUGCACAGGGAAGGAAUAUUCUUUAUCCGAAUGCAGAUUCAGUGCUCCAGGAGUGCAUGAUUGUGAGCACAGAGAGGAUGUUAGCGUAAUGUGCAGAGAACCUUUUAAAAUACAGUUGGUAAAUGGCUCCAACAGAUGUGCUGGAAGACUAGAGGUUUUCUAUGAUGGAGAAUGGGGGAGCGUGUGUGAUGAUGACUGGGAUACCCUAGAUUCACAAGUUGUCUGUAACCAGCUAAGAUGUGGAGACCCUCAACUCAACAGGGAAAGAGGACCACGUUUUGGCCAGGCAUCUGGGCGCAUUUGGUUGGAUGAUGUUCAGUGCAAUGGAUAUGAGAGUUCUUUGGAGGAAUGUAAACACCGCACAUGGUCAUACCAUGACUGCACACACAAGGAGGAUGUUAGUGUCUACUGCACAGGUACUGCAGCUCAGAAUUUAAUGAAUUUACAAUACGCAGCCUUGAGCAGUUCGUUUAGAGGAUUAACCCCCUUUCAUAGUUCCGGAACCAGGAAAAUCAAGAAAAGAUCAACAAGCGGCAAUGAGAAUAGAAGAGUAUGAGGUUUUGGAUCACUGUUAAUCAUUAACAUAGGUACAUCAUUAAUUCAUGAGUCACAAUAUACAAGAAGUUUAUUAAAAAAACACAGUUUACCUUCCUCUUCA